AUGUCUCAAUCAUUGCGCCCAUACCUUCAAUGUGUCCGCUCGUCGCUGACCGCGGCUCUUGCAAUUUCUAACUUCGCUUCGCAAACGUCCGAACGACAUAACGUGCCGGAAAUCGAGGCUGCCACGUCCCCCGAACUCCUUCUCAAUCCCCUGACAAUUUCGCGUAACGAGAACGAGAAAGUUCUUAUCGAACCCAGUGUCAACAGUGUCCGUGUGAGUAUCAGUAUAAAGCAGGCGGAUGAAAUCGAGCAUAUCCUUGUCCACAAGUUCACGAGAUUCUUAACGCAGCGCGCGGAAUCGUUCUUCAUCCUGCGGAGGAAGCCAGUAAAGGGCUAUGAUAUCUCGUUCUUGAUCACCAACUUCCACACCGAAGCCAUGUUGAAGCACAAGCUUGUCGACUUUAUUAUCCAAUUCAUGGAAGAGGUGGAUAAGGAAAUCUCAGAGAUGAAGCUCUUUUUGAAUGCCCGCGCUCGUUAUGUUGCCGAAUCUUUCCUCGUACCGUUCGACUAA
Aspergillus chevalieri is the source of this 510-nucleotide messenger RNA. It is a transcript of the gene ARC19, whose product is annotated as actin-related protein 2/3 complex subunit 4 family protein. Gene Ontology annotation, biological process: Arp2/3 complex-mediated actin nucleation; actin filament polymerization. Lineage: Eukaryota; Fungi; Ascomycota; Eurotiomycetes; Eurotiales; Aspergillaceae. The transcript has 5 exons. Gene Ontology annotation, molecular function: actin filament binding. Gene Ontology annotation, cellular component: Arp2/3 protein complex; actin cytoskeleton. The record is from RefSeq and is a predicted model, not a curated record. Bases 1 to 510 code for a protein of 169 amino acids.